Molecule: messenger RNA, 6057 nt
Organism: Loxodonta africana (African savanna elephant)
Lineage: Eukaryota; Metazoa; Chordata; Mammalia; Proboscidea; Elephantidae
Gene: LZTS1
Product: leucine zipper tumor suppressor 1
Exons: 4
Coding region: 308-2128 (606 amino acids)
Biological process (GO): regulation of synaptic plasticity; regulation of dendrite morphogenesis
Cellular component (GO): dendritic spine
Source: RefSeq, a predicted model, not a curated record
GGAGGCCGCGCGCGCCGGGGCCGAAAGUUUCUCUGCCCGGCUCUCCAGCGAGAGCGAGCCGCGGACCGCGCCGCGGGGCGACCCGGCCGCAACUCUGGAAAAGGCAAGACAGAAGCACGCCGCAAAAUACACUGAAAAAAUUAUUCUCAAGUCAGCCCCGAGGCGCAGGGGGCAGGUCUACAGUCGCCCAGGCUCUGUGAAGAUUUUGCUAUGACUGCAGUCCCCUCGCAGAGUCAGGACUGCCCCUUGCUGCCACAGCCACGCCAGGCCCACUCCCUGUCCUGCCUGCCCUUGGCUCUCAGUCACCAUGGGCAGCGUGAGUAGCCUCAUCUCCGGCCACGGCUUCCACAGCAAGCACUGUCGGGCUUCCCAGUACAAGCUGCGCAAGUCCUCCCACCUCAAGAAACUCAAUCGGUAUUCAGAUGGGCUGCUGAGAUUCGGCUUUUCCCAGGAAUCGAGUCAUGGCAAGUCCAGCUCCAAAAUGGGCAAGAGCGAAGACUUCUUCUAUAUCAAGGUCAGCCAGAAGGCCCGGGGCCCACACCGCCCAGAUUACACUGCCCUGUCCAGUGGGGACAUGGGCCAGGCUGGGAUGGAUUUUGGCUCGUCUACGCCACCCAAGCUCAUGCCCUUCUCCAAUCAGCUAGAAAUGGGCUCAGAGAAGGGUGCUGUGCGUCCCACGGCAUUCAAGCCCAUGCUGCCCCGGUCAGGAGCCCUCCUUCACUCCUCCCCUGAAAGUGCCAGCCACCAGCUGCACCCUGCCCUUGCAGACAAGCCCAAGGAACAGGAGCUGAAACCCAGCCUGUGUUCCGGGGCACUCUCCGACUCUGGCCGGAACUCCAUGUCCAGUCUGCCCACACAUAGCACCAGCAGCAGCUACCAGCUGGACCCGCUGGUCACCCCUGUGGGGCCCACCAGCCGUUUUGGAGGCUCAGCCCACAACAUCACACAGAGCGUCAUCCUCCAGGACAGCAACAUUAUGAGCCUGAAGGCGCUGUCUUUCUCCGAUGGUGGUAGCAAGCUAGCCCACCCGGGCAAGGCGGAUAAGGGCCCCUCAUGCGUCCGUGCCCCCAUCUCCACGGAUGAGUGCACCAUCCAGGAGCUGGAGCAGAAGCUGCUGGAGAGGGAGGGUGAGCUCCAGAAGCUACAGCGUAGCUUUGAGGAGAAGGAGCUGGCUUCCAGCCAGGCCUAUGAGGAGCGGCAGCGGCGCUGCAAGGAGGAGCUGGAGGGCCUGGAGCCCAAGUGCAACAGCAAGAUGAAGCAGGCCUCGCAGAAGAGCCAGCGCACACAGCAGGUGCUGCACCUCCAGGUGCUCCAGCUUCAGCAGGAGAAACGGCAGCUCCGGCAGGAGCUUGAGAGCCUCAUGAAGGAGCAGGACCUGCUGGAGAGCAAGCUGAGGUCCUACGAGAAGGAGAAGACCAACUUCGCCCCAGCACUGGAGGAGACCCAGUGGGAGGUGUGCCAGAAGUCAGGCGAAAUCUCGCUCCUGAAGCAGCAGUUGAAGGAGUCCCAGACAGAGGUCAAUGCCAAGGCCAGCGAGAUCCUCAAUCUGAAGGCACAGCUGAAGGAUGCUCGUGGCAAGCUGGAGGGUAUGGAGCUGAAGACACAGGACCUGGAGAGUGCUCUGCGCACCAAGGGCCUGGAGCUGGAGGUCUGCGAGAACGAGCUACAGCGCAAGAAGAAUGAAUCUGAGCUGCUGCGCGAGAAGGUGAACCUGCUAGAGCAGGAGCUGCUGGAGCUGCGGGCCCAGGCCGCCCUGCAGCGAGAGGGGGCUCCUCUGGGGGUCCUGGGUGCUGGGCUGGGGGCCGGGGCCACCUUCUCCGAGGACAUCCCUGCCCUGCAGCGGGAAUUGGAGCGGCUGCGGGCCGAGCUGAAGGAGGAGCGUCAAGGCCAUGACCAGCUGUCCUCGGGCUUCCAGCACGAGCGGCUGGUGUGGAAGGAGGAGAAGGAGAAGGUGAUCCAGUACCAGAAGCAGCUACAGCAGAGCUACUUGGCCAUGUACCAGCGCAACCAGCGCCUGGAGAAGGCCCUGCAGCAGCUGGCCCACGGGGAGGGUGCAGGAGGGUCUUUCGAGAUUGACCUUGAAGGGGCUGACAUCCCCUAUGAGGACAUCAUAGCCACCGAAAUCUGAGGGGUGCCUAGGAGAGGGAGGGCCGGGACCUGGCACUGGCAACAGGGGUGCUGAGCUCCCUCCCAGUCUCCCUGCUCAGCAGCUCAGUUCCCUGCGAAGCCAACCUUGGAACACAGAUGAAGAGCCUGGAGUGGGAGGGAGGGCUUGUGAGACAGUCUUUCUCUCCUUUGCAAUGUCCUAGUGCUUGAAAACCCAGUAGAACAUACCAGAAAACGGCUCUGACUCCCCUAGCCUUCCCAAGAGAUGGGGUACAGGGGUGUCCAUGCUUUGGUUAAGGGCUCCCCCAACAGAGGCCUUGGGGAGCUGACAUGAGCCAUUGGAAACAGGGACAGCCUUUCCCAGGGAAGGUGGUGACUGCCACAGAUGCUGUGUGACCCCAAGGAGAGAAGCUCCCUUCUGUCUGUCUUUCACAACUUUCUUUUCCCUGGACACCUUGGGAUGCCUUGGGAAUGGAAGGAAGCCAUUCCUGACCAGAAGCCUUGGAGUCUGACCCCACCAUAACCUGAGCUCUUUUCCUCUGGCUGCGGCAAGGUGGAGAGGUUGGAGUGAGGUGUGCAGAGCUUGCUUGGCAACAUCAGAGCUGCCCGCACCCUAGCAAGCCACAAAGAGGAGGGUAGAGCUGGGGCAAUCCAGGAGUGUUGAGACUUGGCAAGACCGAGAGGAAGUCAAAGGGAGAGGCUAAGUAGUGACGAUCAUAGCAGGUACUGGCCGGACCCUGGGCUCCAGCUUCUCCCUCCUGGGCCUGACUGGAGAUGAGCAGCCUUGGACAGCUGGUGAUCUUUGACCUCACAGACCACUCUUCUUAAAGCCAUAGACAUGAGGCCCUGGAGUGGGUGUUGGGAAGGAAAGUUAAAGGCAGCCUGACACAGGGAGGGCCAGGCUCUCCAGUUGUUCCAGCAGAAGCCUCCUGAUCUUUCCCAGUAGGGCUUCAGGUAGGGACUUCCCUGCCUGGUUCAGAGUUGGCCAGUGGCUACUCUAAAUCCUCCCUCCCAACGGUCAGCCUUUUGCCUGCCACCCAGAAUCAACAAAAGCCAAACACGCUGCUGUCGAGUCUAUUCCGAUUCAUAGCAACUCCAUAUGUUGUGGAGUAGAACCGCUCCAUAGGGUUUGCUUGGCUGUGAUCUUUACAGAAGCAGAUCGCCAGGUCUUUCUUCUGCAGUGCUGCUGGGUGGGUUUGAACCACCAGCCUUUAAUUAGCAGCCAAGCCCAGCUGUUUGUGCUACCCAGGGACCUUGCUUACCACCCAGAGUAACCCAUACCCACUAAGAUGGUAUGUGUAUGAUCUGGGCAUUUUCCACCUUUGCCUGUGGUCCUCUGAGCCUGGUUUCUGUAUAUCAUCUUCAGUGCUACGUUCAAACCAGAGUCUUAUAGGUUAGGAGGGGCCCCUGAGGUGCCGAUGGGCUGGAGCCCCAGGCUGGGAGAACAAGAGGGGCAUAAACAGCCUUAUGAAGAGCUCAAGGCCACCAGCUGUCCUCCCUUCCCCGGGAGCCCCUCCUGAGCCCCAGAACUAUAAAGAAUCUAGAGAGCUUUCCUAGGGGGUGGGUCAGUGCCUGGGGGCGUUGAGGUUUCUCUUCUGAAAGGUACAAAGGUGGUGGGGGAGAGAGAAGGUAGAGUUUCUCAGUUGCUUGGUGCAGGGAAUUUUCUUUUCUUUUUCUUUCUCGUCUUUUCAGAAGCAAGCAGAUCUAGCUAGCAGGCAGCCAGGCUGUUCGAUGUUCUAUUUUUGACUCUAACCACAGCUGCUGUUCUUAAGACACCAGCCCUUGCUGGAUUCCUGAGCCUCCUGCCUGCCUGCUGAGAGGGUUGGCUGAGGUGGAAGAGUUGGGGAUGGGAAAGUCAGGGGGCCUUCACAGUCCCAGGCCACUCUCCACUUCCGCUCCUCUGGCCCUGCCCCGUUCUCAGAGGCCCCAGGGGGAGGUGGGGGCUGCUUCUCUUCUUGCCCACAGUCCCACCACAGCUCCUUCCCUGAGUGUGGCUGUGGGCAGGGCCACCUUCCUUGGGGCUGGCUGUCUGCCUUCCAGUCCCUGGGGUUAAGCUGUGCCUGUUCUCUGCCCUCACAUGACAGAGGAGGUUUUCUGGAAUUUCAAACCAUUGCUCUUAGUCACAGGCUCAGUUUAAACCUGGAAUUGACAGGACAAAAGCCCUCUCAACAUCCUCCAUUCUGCUCACCAAGUCAUUCCCAGCCCCUAGUCUCCUCCAUGUCACACCAGCCUGUGCCUUGUUCUUGUCCUUCCCAGUGACAUUGCCCCACAGGGAAAAAGUGGCUGGCUGUCCCCUCCCCAGGUGCACACCCCCCAGGGAGGAGUAGCCAGAGGCCCAGUGCUCUGCCCCCAAGGCCUGGCCUCAGGAGAGGCGACGCUCAGCCUGGGAAGGGCUGCGUCUGCACAGAGCCUGCCUCUGCGUGGUGUGCCCUCACCCUCCACCCAGGGGAGCGCUGCCUUCCCCAGGCCACCCCGCACAUUCUGGCCCAGGCCUGGCACACAGUCCGACGUGGCAAAUGCCCUCCUUGGGCUGCAUCAGCCCGAGACCCCAGAGUGUAAGGUGUCCUGUUGACGUAGUGACCUCGUUUCCAUGUGGUUUUUCUUCCCUUCUCUGUGGAAAAACAUCUUCACUGCUCUUGGACGCUGCCAAACUCAGCCUCCCCCAAAGGGGACCUUGGACAGCAGAGCUGAGCGGGGACUGGGACUGUCAGGCCACCAUAGGCCUCAGAGUGGGCUCAGCCUCAGGCCGGCGAGGGCUCUCUGCCCUCCCUUUGAGCUCACCUGCCUCUGCUGGCACGCUUGCCACUCUACUCUGUCUGACUGGCUGCCCUGCUCCCUAAAGAAUCCCUGGCCUGAAAACGAUCCCUUUCUCUGCAAAGAAAAAGCACCGCCUCACCACGAGGACUCUGCUCAGGCCUUGGAAAUGGGAUGAUCAGACUCUCAGGGGUCCCGGCUGUGGCUCUCUCCUCCGGGGACUGUGUCCUGUAAGCGAACUCCUGCCUGGCACCCGUGGGCACAGAGCUUGUGCAGGGACUGGGAGCUGUCUCUCCUCUGGGCUCUGGUGGGGCUGCUCCGCCUGCCUCCCAGGCGCUUGCUGAGCCUCCGGGCCCUGCCCUGCCUUGUCCUGGGCCCCAGCCUGGGCCUCCAUUAUCAGUCAUCUCUUGGAGAGAGUUGUCCAAAGGUAAGCCAGGGUGAGCUGCUGGAGGAGCAGUGUGCAGAAGGGAGACUUCCUGGGCCCUGAGCUCUCCUAAGCCAGUGCUGUCAGCUUAGAGGCUGUGCCCUUGGACAAGAGGAGCCUGCUCUCCUUGCCUCUUCUGCAUUGGUCUUUGUGCGGCACCCUCAGGCAAAGCUGGAAGGCCCAGCAGAGGCUGGCUUUGGAUGGACUGGCAUUUGGAAGAGUGUGUACAUAGAUAGUAUUCUCUUUAUUGUUUUGGUGGUGGUUUGCUUUGCUUUUGCCAGCUUCAUUUUAUUUUCAAUGCCAUUUUUCUGGCCAUGUAAACUAUUUCUGGUAAUUUUAUGUUUUUAUUUAUGAGUAAAGAAUGCCGUUUCUCAUGCUGUCUGUAGCCAUCUUUGUCUGACCCUGACCCAUCUGUCCCCUCACUACAGGCUGGCAGCACCUUGGGCCCUCUACAUCUUGAUCAAGAAAGGUUAUGCGGUUUCCGCCAGCAAAGGGGGUGAGGCAGGCCUGGGUGAACUUGGGAUAGGGAAGUGGGAAAAGCAUGGGCCUUGGGGUUACACAGACGUAAACCUGACUUCAAGCUUGUCCUUGCCACUCACCCCCCGCUGACUUUAUCUGUAAAGUGGGCCCUGGGCUGACCUGGAGGAAGGGGAAAGGAGACCAAGGCAGAAGGGUCUUCUCCAAAAAAAACUACCCCCACUGCCUCUCCUGCAUCACUCCAUCAGCAGCCCACCUCACCAGCCACUUCCUUGGUCUGUUGCAUAUGGCCUCUU